This is a messenger RNA of Cylindrotheca closterium, 954 nucleotides long. The record is from the annotation of a GenBank genome assembly. NCBI's taxonomy places the organism in Eukaryota, Bacillariophyta, Bacillariophyceae, Bacillariales, Bacillariaceae.
AUGAUGGAAAACAUUGAAAGUUGGGCUCGUACCGCCUAUGGAUAUCGUGGAAUUCGACUUGAUUAUAUUUUCCGUGAAAAUUCUGAACUUCCAGCUGCUGGUGACCCUGGAUUCCUCCAAGCCGACGACGGCUCUUGCGCCAUCGAAGAAGAACUUGUCCGACGUGCUGCCCACACUGGUGCUGCUGUGUUCCGUCGCAAUAACCAGAAAUUUUGGAUUAUGCUCCAUGCCGUCACACAUGAAACUGAUGCCUACAAUCAUGUUCGUCAAUUUGCUCCAAGUUUGAAUGGUCGUGCUGCUUACUUCGCUCUGUUUGCACAAUAUCGUGGAAGGGGACACUUCACCAAUGAACGCCAAGCUGCUGUCCGUGUCCUCGCAACACUUCACUGGAACGGCAAAGCUCGAGGCUUCACUUGGAAUACUUUUAUCAGUCGCCUUAUUGGAGCCUUCAACGACCUCGAGUUGAACGGUGAUCCACGCUCUGAUGCAAAUAAGGUUGACGUACUUCUCGAGAAAACUGUUGGAGACUCUUCACUUUCCAAUGGAAGAUCACACAUUACAGGAGAUGCCGUUCUCCGAUCCAAUUUCCAAGGUGCCAUCGAUUAUUUAACAACACAAGUCUUAGCUGCAGGUAACGACAACACCCAGCGCCGCAAUCAACAACUUGCUGCUUUCACCCGUGGUGGUGGCGGACGCGGUGGUGAUGGGAGAAAUGGAGGUCAUUGCCAAGGAAAUGGUGCCACAAACCGCCUGCAAUCAAAUCGCCGCAAUGGUGGUGGUGGUCGUGGCGGAAGAGGCCGCGAAGGCCGUGGUGGUCGUGGUCAUGGUCGUGGUAUCAGCGCUGUCCAUGAUGGACGAGCUGAUCAAGAAGAAACAAAAGAAGAUAGCGAUGAUGGGCGUGGGGCCGGUGCAGGAAUGAGUCGUCGCCGUUGCAACAAUCGUGACGAUGAUUGA